Galendromus occidentalis (western predatory mite) is the source of this 1689-nucleotide messenger RNA. RefSeq names its product Alg7 dolichyl-phosphate N-acetylglucosaminephosphotransferase (gene Alg7). Gene Ontology annotation, biological process: dolichol-linked oligosaccharide biosynthetic process. The transcript has 9 exons. Gene Ontology annotation, molecular function: UDP-N-acetylglucosamine-dolichyl-phosphate N-acetylglucosaminephosphotransferase activity. The record is from RefSeq and is a predicted model, not a curated record. NCBI's taxonomy places the organism in Eukaryota, Metazoa, Arthropoda, Arachnida, Mesostigmata, Phytoseiidae. The coding region runs from base 418 to 1611 and encodes 397 amino acids. Gene Ontology annotation, cellular component: membrane.
GAGGCACAGCUGAUCGAGUCGAGUUUCGCCAUCAUCUAGGGGACAAGCCUGUGAUGAGAUCCGGUUGUUGUUCUCCUAUGGAGUUGGAUUCAGACCCACGCGUCCGAUAUCUAUGAGAAUUAGAGAAAAGUUCCGAGGUCCGGAACUUCCGAGCUUUUAGACGGCUUCCACUGUUUUGAAGAGGCACGGCGCAAUCGUCGACACAUUAGUCAGAGCGCUGAAAAGGGAUGCUGAUAGACUCUUAUGUCUUGCACUUCCGUGGCGACAUCGCUCAUUCGAGUCGCUCUCUAGGUGUCUCGGGUAACGGAGCUCUAUCGGAGAGCGGUGCGACAUCUAAGCCACGUCACACGAAGAGUUCCUGUCUAAGGAUUGCGAGAGCUCCGUGGAGCGUGUAGAACUGUGUUGACUCGACCCGGUAUGGAGAACGUGGUUCCACUCGCCUUGAAUGGCUUGAUGUCAGCCGUCACCUAUUUCUGCACAUUACAAGCCAUCAAGAAAUUUGCUCCGAAGUUCCUCCAACGGGGGCGUUUCGGGAUCGAUCUGUGCAAAAGUUCUGGCGACAGAAUUCCCGAGUCGUUGGGCGUUGUGACCGGCACCUGCUUCCUUGUCCAGGUGUUUAUUUUCAUACCGGUGCUCUUCCUCCUCACGUCAGCACACGGCGUUUUUCGGCAUGAUCUUCUCGUGGAGAUCCUGGCUGCUUUGUUGUCCAUUUGCAGCAUGAUGUUCCUCGGAUUUGCUGACGAUGUGCUCGAUCUCAAAUGGAGGGACAAGCUCUCGCUGCCAACGAUAGCGAGUCUCCCUCUUCUCGGGGUUUACUACGUCAAUUUCAACGGAACCACUGUGCUCGUACCGAAACCUCUCCGUUUCUUGUUAGGAGGAAGUUUGAACUUGGGACCGCUAUACUACAUCUACAUGUGCAUGCUUGCGGUGUUCUGCACGAACGCCAUCAAUAUACUCGCGGGCAUAAACGGACUCGAGACCGGUCAAUCACUCGUCAUCUCGGCAUCUAUCUCGACGUUCAGUUUCGUGGAAUACUUUUUAAGAGGGGAGCUGGGGCACGUACUGAGUCUGUGUUUGAUGCCGGCAUUCUUCGGCACCACACUGGCACUGUACAAAUUCAAUAAGUAUCCCUCGAAGGUAUUCGUCGGUGACACUUUCUGUUACUAUGCUGGUAUGACGUUUGCGUGCUCUGCGAUUCUGGGCCAUUUCUCCAAGGCGAUGCUUCUAUUCUUCAUUCCGCAGGUACUGAAUUUCCUCUAUUCGGCCCCUCAAUUAUUUAAACUUAUUCCAUGCCCACGGCACCGUCUGCCUUUCUACAACCGCGAGAAUGGGCUCCUCCUGCCUUCGACGACGACAUUUAGAACCGACACUCUGAAGCCGAAUGGUGUGAGAGUUCUACGCUUCCUGCAGCUGUUCCGGCUCGUUAAAGUUGAGCAGCACCAAGAGCCGCAUACGGUUGAAAUAAAUAACUUGACUAUCAUCAACCUCAUUCUCGUUUUCAAAGGGCCAACCAACGAAGGAGAGCUAGUACGGCUCCUGAUGAGGAUCCAGAUUUUCUGUAGCUUGGUCGCUUUCUCAUGUUAUUAUGCCAUCGGCCAGGUCCUCUUUUGAUUAGCGUUAUAAUGAAGUUGUAUAUGACCGUACAGUCUAAUGUAAUGAACUGAAACAGACCUCAUUGUAAGCUAAUAA